AUGGCCCGCAUCUUCAUCACCGGCUCCAGCGACGGCAUCGGCCUAGCAGCCGCCAAACGCCUCGUUGAACAAGGCCACUCCGUCGUCCUCCACGCGCGCAACGCCGACCGCGCCACCUCCACACAACAAGCCGUCCCCAACGCCGAAGCCGUUCUCGUCGCCGACUUGCGCUCCAUCACCGAGACCAAGAAACUCGCCGACCAAGCCAAUGCGCUCAACGGCGGUAAACCAUUCGAUACGGUGAUCCACAACGCGGGCAUCGGGUUCGGUGGGACCUCGAGUCGCGAGAUUACCGCGGAUAAGAUCUCCGCCGUGUUCGCGGUCAACACGCUAGCGCCGUAUAUCCUGACCUGUGCGAUGAAGCGGCCGACGUCGCGGUUGCUGUACAUGAGCUCGGAUAGUCACUAUGGCGGGGAUAAUAGUCUGCGGAACGUGACGCAGUCGCAUUCGUAUGGGGAUAGUAAGUUGCAUGAUAUGAUGCUUGCGAAUGCGUUUGCGAGACGCUGGGGCGAGGAGAUUCAGGUGGUUAGUAUGCAUCCGGGUUGGGUGAGGACGAAGAUGGGAGGUUCGAUGGCUCCCGGGGGACUGGAGAAGCCGACUAAGGCCCUGGCGGAGUGGGCCGCUGGGGAGGGGCCGUUGGCGAAAUUGAAGAGCGGCACGUUCUUUACGCCGAGUGGGCAGGAUACGCCUGAUUCGGCGGCUGGGAAUGUGAGCAAGCAGGAGGAACUGUUGAGUAUCUGCCAGGAGGUUUCGGGGGUGUCGGUUCCAGGUAACUGA
Aspergillus melleus is the source of this 777-nucleotide messenger RNA. RefSeq lists its product as uncharacterized. The transcript has a single exon. The record is from RefSeq and is a predicted model, not a curated record. The coding region runs from base 1 to 777 and encodes 258 amino acids. Lineage: Eukaryota; Fungi; Ascomycota; Eurotiomycetes; Eurotiales; Aspergillaceae.